Meleagris gallopavo (turkey) is the source of this 2036-nucleotide messenger RNA. NCBI's taxonomy places the organism in Eukaryota, Metazoa, Chordata, Aves, Galliformes, Phasianidae. The record is from RefSeq and is a predicted model, not a curated record.
AUGCAGGCACUUAAAGAAAACACAUUUGGAGCGCAGGAUGCAGAACGUGGGGCAAGAAAGGGGCUGCAUCCCUGGCCCCACGCAUCUCAGAGCCACCUCUCAUCACAGUUCAACGUGGCUGACCUGCAGAAGGAGCUGGAAAAGAGCCAGAGCAUGUUCCCAGAGAACCCUUCAGUCUGGGUGAAGGACCUGGCCGGCUGCCUCAACUACAAGCUGCAGGCUCCCAAGAGUGACCCGGCACUCAGCCAGCACACCCACGAUUAUCCUUACUGUCUCGUGAGUAAAGAGCUGAAGAAUGCCAUCAGAUCCCUGCUGGGAAAAUCUUCUGGUGUGCUGGAACUCUUCUUCGAUCACUUAAUUUAUACCAUGCUGCAGGAACUGGACAAGACCCCCGGGGAGUCUUUACACGGUUACAGGAUUUGCAUCCAGGCCGUGCUGCUGGAACGGCCUAAAAUUGCCACCGCCAACCUGGGCAAGUACCUGGAGCUGCUGCGCUCACAUCAAAACCGGCCGGCCAAGUGCCUGACCAUCCUGUGGGCUCUGGGGCAGGCUGGCUUCACUGAUCUGGCCGAGGGCUUGAGAGUCUGGCUUGGCGUGAUGCUCCCUGUGCUUGGCAUCAAGGCACUUUCCCCAUAUGCUGUCUCCUACCUGGACCGCCUGCUGACGAUGCACCCAAAUCUGACCAAAGGCUUUGGCAUGAUUGGACCCAAGGAUUUCUUUCCCCUCCUGGACUUUGCCUUCAUGCCCAACAAUUCGCUGUCACCUAGCCUGCAGGAGCAGCUGCGGCGGCUGUACCCACGCCUGAAGGUGCUGGCGCUGGGCGCAAGGCCAGAGACAACGCUGCACACUUACUUCCCCUCCUUCCUGUCCCGAGCCACACCGAGCUGCCCGCCUGCCAUGAGGAAGGAGCUCCUGACCUCUAUGAGCCAGUGCCUGAGCGUGGACCCGCUGAGCUUCAGCGUCUGGAGGCAGCUCUACACCAAGCACCUCUCCCAGUCCAGCUUGCUCCUGAACCAUCUGCUGGAGUCCUGGGACAACGGCAGCAAGAAGGCACGCCAGGCCCUGCAGGAGACCGUUCGCUCCUUCAAGGUGACCAACGAGGAGCUGGUUGCGAAGGGACCUGGCAGCCAGCAGGAUGUGGCUGCGUGUGACACUGCCUGCAAGCUGCUGCUGCAGAAGAUGAAGGGCCGGGGCUUCCCCUGGUCCCGCCUGCUGCUCAUCCUGCUGGUGUUCGCCGCCGGUUUCCUCAUACACGACAUUCAGACACACGGCUCUCUGCAGGCCUCCACCUCUGCCCAUGUGCUCCGUUCCUCCGGCAUCCUGCCCGCCUGGCAGCACGCCUGGCACAAAGCGACCCACUUCUCACUGGAGGGCUACAGGUGGUUGGAGAGGACGCUGCCCGCCUGCUGCUCCCGUGCCGCGGCUCUCCUGCAGCCCACGCUGCAGCCGCUCUGGGCGAAGGCGGCCGAGCUGACCCUGCACAUCAGCAAGCAGUGCUCCGCCAUCCUCUCCUGGGUUGGGGAGCGCCUGCCCUGGCUGCUGGAAUGGCUCCAGUCCCGGGUCCCCGAAGCUGUUCUGCACAUCGCUGAGUGCAUGCGGGAGCUGCUGCUCUUCCUGCUGCGGAGCUGCCUGCUGCCGCUGCUGGAGCACGUGGCUGCUGCGCUGCAGCAGGGAUGGAAGCACUGCGUGGACGCCUGCAAUGGAGAAGUGUCGUGGGACUGCGUGAGGGAGCACUUGAGCAGCUUUACCUAUUCCUCCUGGAUCUACCUGCAGAACACAACCCUCGCCCUCAAGAACUGGGCCCUGGCCAUGAUUUCUGGACAUUGAGCUGCUCUCGGGUUGGGGGAUGCAGUGCAGCUGCCCCUGCUGCUGCUGCUGCCACCAGGGUUUCCGCCCCCCCCCCCCGUCCCUGUGGGGUCACUGUGGGUGUCCUGGUGACAUGCAGUCGUGUGUCACUGGGUGUCCUCAGCCUGCGGGGUGAGGGUGUUGGGAUGUUUUCUCCCCGACCCGGGGCAAUGAAUGAGCUCUGCACUUCU